Octodon degus (degu) is the source of this 5192-nucleotide messenger RNA. It is a transcript of the gene Dach1, whose product is annotated as dachshund family transcription factor 1. NCBI's taxonomy places the organism in Eukaryota, Metazoa, Chordata, Mammalia, Rodentia, Octodontidae. The record is from RefSeq and is a predicted model, not a curated record.
UGCACUUUUCAGCUCAUUUUCUCUCUGUCAUUCCCCUCUCAAUCUUUGAUCAAUGUACUUGCCGGGGAGAACCCGAGUCCCUCAACCUUCUUCCUUUCCACCCUCAUCCUCAACUUUGUGCUAGAGCGGGACCCACACGCCCGCCGCCCGACCCUCCCCGCCCCCGCCCCCCGCACCAGCCCGGCUCCGGCCGGGGAGAGGACUGGCAUUCGACUUGCGGGACACUUUGGUGCGUUUCUCUCCGGAGCGCCCGCGCUCACCUCUUUCCCUCCUCUCCCUCUCCGGCUCGUCCCCUCCUGGAGUUGCGGCGCCGGCGGUGGCCCAGCUCCUGCUCCUUCUCCCCCCUUCUUUCCCCAUCCCCUCCCCGGGGGUGUGUGUGUGGCAACUUUUCCCCCCUCGCCUCUCCUUCUCCUGCUUGCCCUUAUAUGUGACCAUGGCAGUGCCGGCGGCUUUGAUCCCUCCGACCCAGCUGGUCCCCCCUCAGCCCCCGAUCUCCACGUCCGCUUCCUCCUCCGGCACCACCACCUCCACCUCCUCGGCGACCUCGUCCCCGGCUCCGGCCCUGGGACCCCCCGCGUCCGCGGGGCCGGCUCUGUUCCGGCCGGAGCCCCUCGCACCCGCGGCGGCGGCGGCCACAGUCACCUCUCCCGGCGGCGGCGGCGGCGGCGGCGGCGGCACCAGCGCGGGCGGCAGCGGCGCCUCGAGCACCCCAGUCAACGCCAACACCGGCAGCAGCAGCAGCAGCAGCAGUAGCAGCAGCAGCAGCAGUAGCAGCAGCAGCAGCAGCAGCAGCCGCGGCAGCAGCACAAGCAGCAGCAGUAGCAGCAGCAGCAGCAGUAGCAGCAGCAGCAGUAGCAGCAGCAGCAGUAGCAGCAGCAGCAGCUGCGGCCCCCUCCCCGGGAAACCCGUGUACUCAACCCCGUCCCCAGUGGAAAACACUCCCCAGAAUAAUGAGUGCAAAAUGGUGGAUCUGAGGGGGGCCAAAGUGGCUUCCUUCACGGUGGAGGGCUGCGAGCUGAUCUGCCUGCCCCAGGCUUUCGACCUGUUCCUGAAGCACUUGGUGGGGGGCUUGCACACAGUCUACACCAAGCUGAAGCGACUGGAGAUCACGCCGGUGGUGUGCAAUGUGGAGCAGGUUCGUAUCCUGAGAGGACUGGGUGCCAUCCAGCCGGGAGUGAACCGCUGCAAACUCAUCUCCAGGAAAGACUUCGAGACCCUCUACAAUGACUGCACCAACGCAAGUUCUAGACCUGGAAGGCCUCCUAAGAGGACCCAGAGUGUCACCUCCCCAGAGAACUCGCAUAUCAUGCCACAUUCUGUCCCUGGCCUCAUGUCUCCUGGAAUAAUUCCACCAACAGGUCUUACAGCAGCCGCUGCAGCAGCCGCUGCCGCUACCAAUGCAGCUAUCGCUGAAGCAAUGAAGGUGAAAAAAAUCAAAUUAGAAGCUAUGAGUAACUAUCAUGCCAGUAAUAACCAACAUGGAGCUGAUUCUGAAAAUGGGGACAUGAAUUCAAGUGUUGGAUUGGAACUUCCUUUUAUGAUGAUGCCCCACCCUCUAAUUCCUGUCAGCCUACCUCCAGCAUCUGUCACCAUGGCAAUGAGCCAGAUGAACCACCUCAGCACCAUUGCCAACAUGGCGGCGGCAGCACAAGUUCAGACUCCUCCUUCCAGAGUUGAGACAUCUGUUAUUAAGGAGCGAGUUCCUGAUAGCCCCUCCCCCGCGCCCUCCCUGGAGGAGGGUCGAAGGCCUGGCAGUCACCCGUCCUCACACCGCAGCAGCAGCGUGUCCAGCUCCCCAGCACGGACCGAGAGCUCUUCGGACAGAAUCCCUGUCCAUCAGAAUGGGCUGUCCAUGAACCAGAUGCUAAUGGGGUUAUCACCAAACGUACUUCCUGGACCAAAGGAGGGAGAUGUGGCUGGUCACGACAUGGCACAUGAGUCCAAGAGGAUGCACAUUGAAAAAGAUGAGACCCCGCUUUCUACACCAACCGCAAGAGACAGCCUUGACAAACUUUCUCUAACUGGGCAUGGACAACCACUGCCUCCAGGUUUUCCAUCUCCUUUUCUGUUUCCUGAUGGACUGUCUUCCAUAGAGACCCUUCUGACUAAUAUACAGGGGCUUUUGAAGGUUGCCAUAGAUAAUGCCAGAGCUCAAGAAAAACAGGUCCAACUGGAGAAAACAGAGCUGAAGAUGGAUUUUUUAAGGGAAAGAGAACUAAGGGAAACGCUUGAGAAACAACUGGCUAUGGAGCAAAAAAACAGAGCCAUAGUCCAAAAAAGACUAAAAAAGGAGAAGAAGGCAAAAAGAAAAUUGCAAGAAGCACUUGAAUUUGAGACAAAACGGCGUGAACAAGCUGAGCAGACACUAAAACAGGCAGCUUCAACAGACAGUCUCAGAGUACUGAAUGAUUCUCUGACCCCAGAGAUAGAAGCUGACCGCAGUGGCGGCAGAACAGAUGCUGAAAGGACAAUACAAGAUGGAAGACUGUAUUUGAAAACUACUGUCAUGUACUGAAUCUUUCCUGUUGAAGAAAUCCUAUGUCAUAAUAGAGAAUUGCAUUAAGGCAUUCACCAUUGGAAAGUUCGGGAAAAUAAGUCCUUUCAAGGGAACUUCCUCAAUUUUGUGUAUUACAUUUCUUUAACACUUAAAUAUCCUACAAAAAAAGAUCCUCUAUUGGUUUUCACCUAUUGUUUAUCCCAGAGACCUGAGAAUGAUUGUAAAUGUACAAGUAUGAAACUUCUUACAGUUAGUAACUGCAACUUUUCUGCUGGACACUUGUAUACAGAGUUAAAGACAGGUCUGAAAAUGGGACCUGGCUUUUUUUUUUAAUGGAAUGAACCAUUUCCCUCUUCUGACAAUUCUGUAUCUGAGCACAUCAAUAGACUCUUAUAUCCGUGGUUACCCAGACUUACAGAGUAAUGUCCCACUGAAACCAGCAAGAACGCAUGGAAAUGAACUUGUAAGGGGCAUAGAGGAUUGUGAAAGAAAAUAAAAAGAGUAGUAUUUCAUUAUGUUCAAUUUUAAACUCUAAUGUUGGGGUUUUCGCCUGAAUUUUUUUUUCAUAUGCUUUCCAAAAGACCAACAAGUGGAUGUUGACAUCAACCCAAUGAAGUAACAUUUUGCAUAUCUGAAAAGAAGCAUUGAAUAGAAGCCAAAAGGUUUUGCUGAAGGUCUCUGUUUCUUAAAAAUAAAAUAUAUAAAUAUAUAUAUAUAAAUGUAACAUUUUCAUUCCAAACUGGUAGUGGUAUAUAGGAUUAAAAUAAUAAAGUUGCUUCUUAUUCAAACUGUUGGUCACAUGUACAGUAUAUAAACAUAAAACACAAGGAAGGUAUUAUGUAUGCAGUAGUAUACUAGAAUUUAGGAAAAUGAAAAUUUUAGAAAAUAUGUUUUGUCACCCUGUUGGUCAGAAAGAUGUCUUUCUGGUUUUAACGCAUGCAGGCAUGUAAAUAUUUGUCUGAAGUCACAGUAUUAAUGAAUGAGACUUAAGUAUCUGGUGACAUCAGAACUCUGUCUCAGCCACUUUUAUUUGUAUAUUGAUCCCUAGUUAGUGCCCCAAGCUGCACUACUGAGAAUGGAUUGUGGCUGAACAGCAAAUCAAAACACCAGAAAUAUUUUUAUAUGUUAAUGUCAUAUUAUGUUAAUGUUGCUAAAAAACAAAACUUAACAAAUCCUUGAUGUAUCAGUCCAAUACCAUGUAGCCCUGAGUGAUAAAGUUAAGAUGUGUUGUACUUCCCACCCGGGUCAGAGGGAAGGGUGGCUAUGUGUUAUUUUUCACUGUCUUUUUGAAAGUUACAGUAUGUGUUUUCACUUUUGUGCAGAUAACUGGAAGUAAAGCUGCAAACAGUGCUUAUUACAUGGUGAAGUUACCUUCUCUUUGUUUUUUUUAUGUGUGGAAUUACACCUUUAAAGACUGAUAUAUCACUACUGCCACUAUACAACUUAUUAUUUUCUGUCAUCUCAAAAUUUUAUUAUUAAAGCAUUAUUUAUUACCGUAACACAGCAAAAUUAUAAGGGUCUAAAUAACGAGUUUAAAAUGUUCAGGAGAGUUUUGAUUGGGUAAUGACUAUUUGGUUUUAAAAAGUUAACAUUAGAAACACUCUGGCACUAAGCUUCUAUAUUUUUAGGUCUUCCUUGUAAUGCUGGGACAUAAUUCUUUUAUAUAACUUGCUUUUAAACAGCUAAGCCCAUUUUAAUACAAUUAAAAGGUUCUAUGUAUGGCUCAGAUUUUAGCUUGCUUUAAAAGGGAGCAAUAUUUUUUUAUUUAAGAUAUUGUUAGUAAAUGCUUUGUAGAAAUUUGAUUUUCUAAACCUAGUUCUCCCAUAGCCAUCUUUGUUCUUUGAUCACAAGAGGUUCUAAUCCUACUUAGUAUGUAUCUUUUUAUUUUGUUUUGUUUUUUCCUAUACUCAGUCUUUAAAGGAUUACAACACUUAAAAUUUGAUUGACUUGUGGCAAGUUUUUGAAUUAUACAUCUUUGAAAAGAUUUUUUUAAAAGCCUACAUCUUACAUAUGUGGUAGAAUCAGGCAUCACUCUGCUCCUGGCAUAGAGUCACCUGUUAAGUGGGGUUAAAUCAUUUUAAAAUACAUACUUUCAAGACCUUUGAGAAUGCUUUAGUGUUUGGUUUGACAUGAAAGGAAAUUUUAGAAAGGAUUAAAGAAAAAAGCUAUCAGUUAUAUGUUAAGAAAAACUCUUACUAACAUUUUGUAAAUAUUACAACUCAUGAAGUGUUAUUGUAAGUCUGUAACUUAAAUUUUUUUCCUUUUUUUAGUUAAACAGGUUGGUUAGAAAUUUGUGUUUUGGCAUAAGCAAGUAAAAUUGUGCCCAUUUUAUGGUUUUCAUGCUUUUGUAAACCUAUGAAUAUUAAUGUCUAGUUGUCCUAUAUUAUAACCACAUUUGCGCUCUAUGCAAGCCCCUGGAACAGAACAUACUCAUCUUCAUGUAGGACCUAUGAAAAUUGUCUAUUUUUAUCUAUAUAUUUAAAGUUUUCUAAAAAUGAUAAAAGGUUAUUACGAAUUUUGUUGUACAAAACCUGUACAAAAAUCUGUUUUUACAUCAUAAUGCAAGAAUUGGAAAUUUUUCUAUGGUAGCCUAGUUAUUUGAGCCUGGUUUCAAUGUGAGAACCACGUUUACUGGUAUUGUAUUUAAUUUUCCUUUUCUUUUCAACAAUCUCCUAAUAAAAAUGUCUGAAAUCUG